Messenger RNA from Ornithodoros turicata, 2039 nucleotides. RefSeq names its product sulfotransferase ssu-1-like. Gene Ontology annotation, biological process: sulfation. Bases 287 to 1231 code for a protein of 314 amino acids. NCBI's taxonomy places the organism in Eukaryota, Metazoa, Arthropoda, Arachnida, Ixodida, Argasidae. Gene Ontology annotation, cellular component: cytoplasm. The transcript is spliced from 2 exons. The record is from RefSeq and is a predicted model, not a curated record. Gene Ontology annotation, molecular function: sulfotransferase activity.
UCCCCUCGGGCAGUGUAUUGGUAUAGUUCCUUCGUAUAGUUCAUCGCCGACAGGGGUUCCCCACCGUAUGAAGGGCACUCCAGCUGUGACAGCACAAAAAGAGCGAACGCGGCAGAGAGAGACCUGAGUGAAAACUCACUUCUCUGUUUUGCCAACCGGAGAAGGAAGUAGACGACAGUGACCACUAGUCGUGGAGUACCAAGCACUUACUUCUGAUGUGCAACCAUACGGAACCUCUGCAAGCAGGGUUCUAUCUGUACACGGAGCGUUGAGGAAAGCAGCACCCAUGUCACGUGACCGCUGCCAUUUCGUCGAUGGACUGCGCAUCGUAAAGUCCUUCCCGGCCACCCAUGUGAGAGAAGUCUUCGCCUACAAGCCACGACCGGACGACAUCUUCAUCGUCACGUACCCAAAGUGCGGCACGACGUGGACUCAGCACAUUGUGUAUUACAUCUUGAACCACGGUGUCGCCCCUCAAAGCACGGAGGAGUUCUUAAAAAGGACGCCCUUCUUCGAACUCAGGGGCCGAGCUGCUGUCGACGACUUGGUCAGACCUGCCGCCAUCAAGACCCAUCUACCGUUCGACAGACAACCUUACUCUAAGGACGCCAAGUACAUCUACAUCGCCAGAAACCCCUUUGAUUGCUGCGUCUCCUUUUACCAUCACGUCAAGCUUUUUCCGAUCUACGAGUUUAACGGAACGUUCGAUGAAUUCUUCGAGGACUUCCUCAAUGGCGACGUUGACUACGGAGAGUACUUCGACCACUUGUUGUCCUGGUACUCGCACAGAAACGACCCUAACGUCCUGUUCUUCACGUACGAAGACCUGAAGAAGGAUGUCAGGAGCUGGAUUCUGAAGAUGGCAGAUUUUCUUGGGAAAGAGUACGGAGAAGAACUGCGGGAAGAUCCUCUGUUGCUCGAAAGGAUCGUAGAACGUACAUCUCUCGACGCCAUGCGGAAAGAAGUGAACCCAGCGAUGCAAAAACAAUUUCGCAGGUUUACGGACGUGCCCGCGGAGAAGUUGCCGCCCUGGGCGCAGCGUGUGGUGGAAAGUGGCGGAGAGCUGUUGAAGAAGCCCAUCACUGGAGACUUCGUACGGAAAGGACAAGUUGGAGAUUGGAGGAAUCUCUUUACGGCUGAGCAAGUGAAGAGGAUGAAAGAUUGGAUCGCAAAGAGGUCUGCCGGAAGUGACGUCAUGGAACUGUGGAGAGACAUCAGACUUGCGGAUUGAGCAAGAUGGUUGAGGCGUGGAGCGCACAAAAGGACAGAAGGGCAGCUGUGGUACCCGCGUGCAUGAUACUGAAUAUUGCAUGUUGUUCGUAUUAUAUUGAAGGAGCGGACAUGGAAUGGUGACUGCCGGAAGUGACGCCAUGAACCCCCCACAGAACGACACCGACUUCCGUGGCAAAAAGAGAUACGCGUACGGCCAGCAACGUUUUAUACGAUAGUCCUCGUUUCCAAUAGCGUUCUUUAUGCAAGUCACCCUUCAACCUUUAACUGCUCACAAACAGAAGGCACAACAGGAAGUUGUGUAGGGUUCGCAACGUCAGCGGCUCCAUGUGGCCAGUGAUUUAUCCAGACCCCUCUUACACCCCCCAAAUGUUCGGUGACAUCCCUCUAACUUUUUCAGCUGUGUACCCACUACAGGGGGGGGGCCCUGCGAUUUCGGCUUUAGACACAUGUCGGUAAUGAUAUGUUAAGGUGUAAUGACGUAUAGCUAUAAUAAUUACCCCUUCAAUUUUUUCCAACACUCCUCCGUGCUUGGGAUUUGGCGCCACGCCGUGUUAGUCAUUUGAGUUAAACCCUUGCACUAUUUGUAAACAGUGAAAGGCUUUAGUAACUGAUAUUCAGUGUCGCGGCGUGGCGCCACGUGCAGUUACUGACGCUGGGAACCCUAGACAGCUUCCGGUUGUGCCUUCAACCACGUCGAUGUGAUCUGUAUCGAGAACGUCGAAGCAAGAUGUUCAGUGUUUUCAGAUAACUCUGUUAGGAUCACCUUGUAAGUAUUCCAUAAACAUGACACACAUUCUUACGCAUCA